AUGGGGUCGCGCUGUGCCAAGCUCAGCACGGGACACGGUGGCCGGGGCCACGAGUCGUCCAUGAAGAAGCUGGUGGCCUGCGUGAGCCAGGAUAACUUCUCCUUGUCGUCGGAGGAAGAGGAGGAGGACGAGGAGGUGGAGGAGGACGAGGAAGAGGAGGAGGACGAGGAGGUCCCGGUGCAGGGCAAGCUGCUGCUAAUGGAGCCUGAGCAGCAGGAGGAGACAUCGGAGGAGGACACGGUGACCAGCACGCAGAGCCCCGAGCCGCAGCCCAAACGCCCCUGA
Sorex fumeus (smoky shrew) is the source of this 285-nucleotide messenger RNA. RefSeq names its product protamine 3 (gene PRM3). Lineage: Eukaryota; Metazoa; Chordata; Mammalia; Eulipotyphla; Soricidae. Gene Ontology annotation, biological process: flagellated sperm motility. The coding region runs from base 1 to 285 and encodes 94 amino acids. The transcript has a single exon. Gene Ontology annotation, cellular component: cytoplasm. The record is from RefSeq and is a predicted model, not a curated record.